AUGACUCGCGGACACGUGGACACGACGUUUGGCAUGAAAAGAAUCCCAAAAAUCCCUGAAAGAAUUCGUUCGUUGACGAUAAGAGAACCGUACAGACCUUUUCCAAAAAAGCUCGUGCGGAUUACUAAGUUUCCUUUUCUCGUUUCAGUGUUAUCCAGCAAGAACGGCGCAGCAUCCUCUGACUCGAACUCGACGAAAGUCGUAGUAGACGAGGAAGACGACGAAUCGUUGGCAGAGAUUACGUUGGAGGAGUUCAAAGAGAGGUAUAGGAGACUGAUACCCUACAUGACAUUCUACGUAGCCAACAACUACGUGAACGGGCAGGCACAGAUCCCUCAAGUCACAGCCGAGAAGGAGGCGCAAAGUAGCCCGCUGGUGAGAAAAAUCCCACAACCGUUCACCAGAGUGAACAACGUGCCACGAAGAGGGAACAACAAUUACCGCGCGAGCGUGCAGAACCAAGACAAGAAGUUCGUUCCAUCGGUACAGUACGACCCGAGGAACGUGGGAGCUGAUAGCGACUACUUCACGCCCGUGAGAUACAAUUCGAAGAUCAAUUACGACGAGUAUUCGACACCGUACCAAUUGUACCAGGAGCAGAAGCUAGCGUCGUAUCCUGAAAUAACAACGGUAUCCAACCAGAUCACCCAUAAGGAGAACCGAUUCCAUGCAAACGUGAGACCAUUACGACCUUACACGACAAAUGGCAGAGAUCAACUGCCUAGAAAACAACCGAUUAAACCGAUCUAUGGUGCCCUGAGAGACGACUACAUCCUCGAUUAUAAUGUCAGACCGAGCAAUAAUAUCGCCCUUAAUUAUCCCGUUAAGGAUUUCCAGGAUCAUCGACAAAUUCCAUUGCCGGUUUAUCCCAAUGUAUUAGAACCUAUCCCAGGUGCUCAGCAACCCCCUAUGCUCCCUCAGCUACCUCGAAAUCCGAACGUGAACCUGCAGCAGAUAGUGGAGAGUUUUCAUCUGAGCGAGCGUUUGCCGGAAACAUUGAACAAGGAGAACAUAAACAGCAGCUUGAAGACGCUCGUCGAGAUACUGAACAUCCUUCACAAUAAGAAGAAGGAAGAGUUCCCGCAGAUCCAGGCACCGCCUCUUACACCGUUAGCGCCGGCACCUCUGCCACUCAGGGUGCCACAGAAGGCACCGAGCUACAAACUGCGACCACAUAGGCCGAAGGUGAUCACCGAGACGCGGUUCCCGGCUACACCGAAUCCACUGUACCUGACCGACGACCCUGAACGUUACAAAGUAACGUUGUACGACGAAGAAACGAAACCCAAGCCUCCGCCACAAGCCGGUUACAACACGAACAGCUUGACCAGUAACAAGGUGGUGGAGUAUUAUAUUCCUGUGGUGCAGGAAAUUCCAAUGAAACACAAAGAACAGUUCCUGCCGACGAUCAGACCGCAAGCUAACGAAGGUCCCACCGACCAUUCAUACGCGAUCACGGAGGAUCUCAGUGACGACGUGUUGCAAGAGGAACGGUAUCCGUUGCCACCUGUUACCACGGAGAGCCCUGUUUACACCUACACCACACCAAGCGAGGUCUCCACCCCGAAACAAACUGGCCCGCAGACGUCGCUGAAGUAUGGCGCCACGCGUGGGGAGGCUAAUGUAGACUACCCAGCCUAUUCCAGCAUACCCCGGACCAACUUCAGUUGCAAGGAACAGCGUUACAAGGGAUUCUUCGGUGAUCCUGACACUGGAUGCCAGGUAUGGCAUUACUGCGAUCUCAACGGCGGUAAAUCAUCGUUUUUAUGUCCGAACGGUACCAUAUUCAGUCAAGUGGCGCUGACGUGCGACUGGUGGUUCAACGUAAAAUGCGAAACGACGACUCAAUUGUACGUGUUAAACGAGCGACUGUACAAGUACAUUUUGCCGAUAAUGCCAAAGUUUCCGGAGGACUUCACCGGCCCGGAAGUAGAUCGGUAUUUGGAGCUCAAGUUUAAGGAGAUGGAGGCGAAACUGAAGGAGAAGAAGCUGAAGAAACAGCAGGAAGAGAAAGAGAAAGAAAAGCUGAAGAAUAAGCAACAAACACAAGAGAAAGAAAACGAGUGA
This is a messenger RNA of Eufriesea mexicana, 2067 nucleotides long. RefSeq lists its product as uncharacterized. Gene Ontology annotation, cellular component: extracellular region. The transcript is spliced from 3 exons. Gene Ontology annotation, molecular function: chitin binding. The record is from RefSeq and is a predicted model, not a curated record. The coding region runs from base 1 to 2067 and encodes 688 amino acids. Lineage: Eukaryota; Metazoa; Arthropoda; Insecta; Hymenoptera; Apidae.